AUGACACUAUUUCAGAGUUCUGAGAAAGCUAAUGACCCCCUUGAUUCUUCACAAGAUCGUGGGAAAGAGUUCAGAACUGAAUCUCUAUUAUGUCGUUUGAAGUAUCAGAAUAAUUUGCCAGAGCUCCCUUUCGAUCCUAAAUUCUUAGUAUAUCCUCUCGAACCUUCCAGAUUCCUUCAAUAUGUUGCUACCUCUCUGGAAAGGAACUAUAAGCAUGAAUUACUCACAGAAACAGAUGUGGGAGUUGAGGUUGACUUAAUUGAUCCUGAUGUUUUCCGAAUUGACAAAAGAGCAACUCUUCAUCCGGAUGAUGAGCGACUCUUGGAAGAUGAGGCUCCUACUUUUGUCAAUGCACGUAAAUCUAGACAUCAAAAACUUGGGUACAAUGUUAAACGCCAUCUCAAUGAAGAGAUCGUGUAUCGUGAUCGCGAAAGCCAGAUCAACGCCAUUGAAGAAACGUUCAAAGCAGCUGAAAAACCUAUUCACAAGCACUACAGCAAGCCAAACGUUCACGCUUUGGAGGUACUUCCAGUGUUACCGGACUUCACAUUAUGGAGAUAUCCAUGUGCACAGGUUAUUUUCGAUGAUGACCCCUCUCGUAAAAAUAAAACUACCACUGAACAAAAGGAGGAGGUGAAUCAAGCAAUGAUUCGUGGUAUGGUAGAUGAAUCUGGCGACCAUUUUGUUGCUUACUUCCUACCAACUGAACAGACUAAACAAUUACGUCGUUUGGAUGCUGAAAAUCGAAUACCAUAUACUGAAGAUGCUGCCUAUGAAUAUGAACUUACACGAGAAAAAUUAUUUUUUUGUUUUCGUAAAGAUGGAGUUUACUAUAACGAAUUAGAGACCAGAGUCCGUCUUAGUAAACGGCGUAAAUUAAACCAGUCUGGUACUAAUGUUGGCGCUCUACAAGCCCCUAAAACUCGUUUGAUUGUUCAUCAUCGAGAUUUCACGGAUGAGGAAUUGAAGGCUCAAACUGACCGUUUAUAUAUGCUGGAACAUGAUGUUGAAGGUGACGAAGAAGAUGAUGAAGGAAAUGCAGAUGGUGAUGAAAAUGUUGCUGAUGAGGAAUCAAUAAGCAAUGAAAAAGAAACCAAUCAUAAAACUAGUUAUAACGGUAGUGACGACGAAGAAGAGGCAGAGGAUGGAAUUAGUGACGGUCAAAACACUGAGGCUGGAGAAGAAGCAGAGGAGGAAGCUGAAGUCGAGGAAGAUGAAGAGGUCGAAGAAAUACCAAAGGUUGAAGCUAAAAAACGUUUCCAAUCUAAUAAUAACUAUAAUCGUUCCAAAACGUCUCAUCAUUCUGAUGACGAAAGUGACUUAAGUGACCUGAGUGAUUAA
This is a messenger RNA of Schistosoma mattheei, 1341 nucleotides long. NCBI's taxonomy places the organism in Eukaryota, Metazoa, Platyhelminthes, Trematoda, Strigeidida, Schistosomatidae. The record is from the annotation of a GenBank genome assembly.